Messenger RNA from Callorhinus ursinus (northern fur seal), 1695 nucleotides. RefSeq names its product G protein-coupled receptor kinase 1 (gene GRK1). Gene Ontology annotation, cellular component: cytoplasm. Gene Ontology annotation, molecular function: ATP binding; rhodopsin kinase activity. The record is from RefSeq and is a predicted model, not a curated record. Lineage: Eukaryota; Metazoa; Chordata; Mammalia; Carnivora; Otariidae. Gene Ontology annotation, biological process: visual perception; protein phosphorylation; signal transduction.
AUGGAUUUCGGUUCCCUGGAGACGGUGGUGGCCAACUCGGCCUUCAUUGCCGCCCGGGGCAGCUUCGACGGGAGCAGUGGCCCAUCUUCUCGGGACAGGAAGUACCUGGCCAAGCUCAAGUUGCCCCCACUGUCCAGGUGUGAGGGCCUCCGUGAGAGCCUGGACCUGGCGUUUCCGAGUGUGUGCUCAGAGCAGCCCAUCGGCAAGCGGCUGUUCCAGCAGUUCCUGGGGGCUGACGAGAGGCACGUGCCGGCUCUGGAGCUCUGGAAGGACAUCGAAGACUAUGACACAGCAGAUGAUGACCUCCGGCCACAGAAAGCCCGGGCCAUCCUGGCCGAGUACCUGGAACCCCAGGCCAAGCUCUUCUGCAGCUUCCUGGAUGAGGGGACGGUGGCAAAGGCCCGGGAGGGGCCUGUGACGAGAGGGGAUGGGCUCUUCCAGCCCCUGCUGCAGGCCACCCUUGCGCACCUGAGCCAGGCACCCUUCCAGGAGUACCUGGGCAGUCUGUACUUCCAGAGGUUCCUGCAGUGGAAGUGGCUGGAGGCCCAGCCGACGGGUGAGGACUGGUUCCUGGACUUCAGGGUCCUGGGGAAAGGUGGCUUCGGGGAGGUGUCCGCCUGCCAGAUGAAGGCCACCGGCAAGCUGUAUGCGUGCAAGAAGCUCAACAAGAAGAGACUCAAGAAAAGGAAGGGGUACCAGGGUGCCAUGGUAGAGAAGAAGAUUCUAGCAAAGGUACACAGCAGGUUUAUAGUCUCUCUGGCCUAUGCAUUUGAAACCAAAACUGACCUCUGUCUGGUGAUGACUAUCAUGAAUGGAGGCGACAUAAGGUACCACAUCUACAACGUGAAUGAGCAGAACCCUGGCUUCCAGGAGCCCCGCGCUGUCUUCUACACGGCCCAGAUCGUCAGUGGCCUGGAGCACCUGCAUCAGAGGGGCAUUGUCUACCGAGACCUCAAGCCUGAGAACGUACUUCUAGACGAUGAUGGCAAUAUCCGAAUUUCUGACCUUGGGCUGGCUGUGGAGCUGAAGGACGGGCAGACCAAGACCAAGGGCUAUGCGGGCACCCCAGGUUUCAUGGCCCCCGAGCUGUUGCGGGGCGAGGAGUACGACUUCUCUGUGGACUACUUCGCCCUGGGCGUCACGCUGUAUGAGAUGAUCGCAGCCAGAGGGCCCUUCCGUGCCCGAGGAGAGAAGGUGGAGAACAAGGAGCUGAAGCAGAGGAUCCUCUCUGAGGCGGUCAAGUACUCGGACAAGUUCAGCCAGGCCAGCAAGGACUUCUGCGAGGCGCUGCUGGAGAAGGACCCUGAGAAGCGCCUGGGGUUCAGAGACGGGACAUGUGAUGGGCUCCGUGCCAACCCCCUCUUCAAAGAUAUUAACUGGAGACAGCUGGAGGCUGGGAUGCUGACGCCUCCCUUUGUCCCGGACUCCAGGACGGUCUAUGCCAAGAACAUCCAGGAUGUGGGCACCUUCUCCACCAUCAAGGGCGUGACCUUCGACAAAGCCGAUGCGGAGUUCUUCCAGGAAUUCGCGACUGGCAAUUGCCCCAUUCCCUGGCAGGAGGAGAUGAUCGAGAUGGGCGUGUUCGCAGAGCUGAAUGUGUGGCGCUCUGAUGGGCAGAUGCCCGAUGACAUGAAGGGGGUUGCUGUGGAGGAGGCAGCCUCAGCGUCCAAGUCUGGGAUGUGUCUGGUUUCCUAA